Molecule: messenger RNA, 1080 nt
Organism: Alternaria atra
Lineage: Eukaryota; Fungi; Ascomycota; Dothideomycetes; Pleosporales; Pleosporaceae
Exons: 1
Coding region: 1-1080 (359 amino acids)
Cellular component (GO): nucleus
Molecular function (GO): ubiquitin protein ligase activity
Source: RefSeq, a predicted model, not a curated record
AUGCCGCCUCCAAAGACCAUCUUCACAUCGUACGAGCGGAAUGCGCUCAAAGACAGAUGGGGUUCGCAGGCAACACGCCUCACCCGUGACUCUUUUCUACCUUUUGGCUCCUGCCAAUUGUGUCUCCUUCCUUCAGUAGACCCAGUAUGCUGUUCACAUGGCGAUUUAUUCUGUCGCGAGUGCGCCAUGACCAACCUUUUGGCUCAACGGAAGGAGAUGAAGAGGCUCGAGAAACUCAACGAACGCCAAAAGGUCGAGGACGAGGACCAAAAGCUUCGAGAAGAAGAGGAGGCACGGCUGCGGGCAGUCGAGGAGUUCGAGGCUGUUCAGAUGGGACUUUCGGUCAAAGCAGGCGCAUCAGCAAGAGUCGUUGGCCGGCAAGGCGGCAAGAUCAUGGUAGAAGAGGAGCAGGAUGCUAAGACCGGCGAGGCCAGAGGCACGAAACGCAAGUUCGAGAUCGACGAAGAAGAGCUCAAACGCAUUGCGAAUGAAGAGCAAAGCAAAGCGAAACGUACACUAGACGCCGAACGUAAAGCUGCCAAAGGCCAUUUACCUAGCUUCUGGGUACCAGGCGAGACACCCGAUCAACACCACAAAAGCGCAGAGAAGGCAAAGCAAACACCUGUCUGCCCGUCGAGCCACCCCGAUCAACCACACAGCCUGUCGUUAAAGAGCCUGACGAGCGUCAACUUCCACGAAGAGAAGUCAGCCGAAACCGGAAAGUCGGUCCGCACAUGUCCAAGUUGCCAGAAAGCGCUCUCGAACAGCACAAAAGCUAUGCUCGCCAUACCUUGCGGCCACGUCCUAUGCAAGCCGUGUGUCGAUAAAUUUCUCAAGCCAGAGCAUCGCCAUCAGAGAGAUGCACAUGACAAUGGACCCGACCCAGAGACUGUACACUGUUAUGUUUGCGAUGCGGAUCUUACGACCGUCCCAGACACUAAGGAAGGCAAGAAGAAGAAGGAUAAAGAGAAGGAAAAGGCGCCAAAGCCUGGGCUUGUGGAGAUUAGAAGCGAGGGUACUGGGUUUGCAAGUGGCGGAAAAGCCAUGGUCAAGAGGGAGGGUGUGGCGUUCCAAGUAUAG